AUGAUACCCUGUAAUAUCGAAGCGAAUUUUCCAGCUCACCAUCCCCCCGCCCGGCAACUGCUUUCCUGCCCAUCAUCGCUUCUCUCUCCCUCCCACCCACCCAGCUCGUCAUCGCCUCUCCCUCCACGUUUCCAUGGCCGCUUCCCCCUACCCCGCCAUCUCCUCUCCCUCCCACCGCGCCAUCCCCUCUCCCUCCCACCCGCCGUCGCCUCUCCUUCCCAUCCGCCGUCGCCGCUCCCUCCCUCCCGCCGUCGCUGCUCCCUCCUCCCCGCCGUCGCCUCUCCCUCCUCCCCGCCGUCGCCUCUCCCUCCUCCCCGCCGUCGCCUCUCCCUCCUCCCCGCCGUCGCCUCUCCCUCCUUCCCGCCGUCGCCUCUCCCUCCUCCCCGCCGUCGCCUCUCCCUCCUCCCCGCCGUCGCCUCUCCCUCCUCCCCGCCGUCGCCUCUCCCUCCUCCCCGCCGUCGCCUCUCCAUCCUUCCCGCCGUCGCCUCUUCCUCCUCCCUAACGUCGCCUCUCCCUCCUCCGCGCCGUCGCCUCUCCCUCCUCCCCGCGGUCGCCUCCGGCGAGUUGGUGCACGAGCGCAACCGCGAGUUGGUGCGCGAGCGCGGGUUGGUGCGCCAGCGCGGGUUGUUUUCUGAGGCGCCGUAA
Closterium sp. Naga37s-1 is the source of this 645-nucleotide messenger RNA. The record is from the annotation of a GenBank genome assembly. Lineage: Eukaryota; Viridiplantae; Streptophyta; Zygnematophyceae; Desmidiales; Closteriaceae.